AGCCAAUGGGGGAGGAGAGCUCGGCUAUAAAGGACAGUCUCGGAGCAUCGGCCCGACCUGAGAGCUGCUGGGACACCGCUGGAGAUUUGUGAGCUCCUCGGCCGGAAAAAUAGGGAUCUUUGUGUCAACGACUAGUAGUAGUAGUAGUAGUAGUCCACAAAUCAGACAACAACAGGGAGCAGCCAUGCCUUUCGGUAACACGCACAACCAGCUGAAGCUGAAGUACACCCCGGAGCAGGAGUACCCGGACCUCAGCAAGCACAACAAUCACAUGGCCAAGAUCCUGACUCCUGCUAUGUACGAGCGGCUGAGGAGCAAACAGACACCCAGUGGAUUUACCCUGGAUGAUGUCAUUCAGACUGGGGUUGAUAACCCAGGACACCCCUUCAUCAUGACUGUGGGCUGUGUUGCCGGGGACGAGGAGACUUAUGAAGUCUUCAAGGAGCUGCUGGACCCUGUGAUCGAGGACAGACACGGAGGAUACAAACCCACAGACAAGCACAAGACUGACCUCAACCCAGACAACCUGAAGGGCGGCGACGACCUCGACCCCAACUACGUCCUGAGCUCCAGAGUCCGAACAGGACGCAGCAUCCGCGGCUUCUGUCUGCCACCGCACUGCAGCCGAGGAGAGAGACGCGCCGUGGAGAAGCUCUCCAUCGAAGCUCUGGAUUCUCUGUCUGGAGACCUGAAGGGGAAAUACUACGCCCUGAAGAACAUGACGGAUGCUGAGCAGCAGCAGCUCAUCGACGACCACUUCCUGUUUGAUAAGCCGGUGUCUCCUCUGCUCCUGGCCUCAGGGAUGGCCCGAGACUGGCCCGACGCCAGAGGAAUCUGGCACAAUGACAACAAGACAUUCCUGGUGUGGGUGAACGAGGAGGAUCACCUGCGUGUGAUCUCUAUGCAGAAAGGAGGAAACAUGAAGGAGGUGUUCAACCGCUUCUGCACCGGACUCACCAAGAUCGAGAGUCUGUUCAAGGACAGAGGCCACGCCUUCAUGUGGAAUGAACAUCUGGGCUACGUCCUCACCUGCCCGUCCAACCUGGGCACCGGCCUGCGCGCCGGAGUCCACGUGAAGCUGCCCAACAUGAGCAAACACGCCAAGUUUGAGGAGGUUCUCAAGAGGCUGAGGCUCCAGAAACGUGGAACCGGUGGCGUGGACACGGCUGCUGUGGGCGGAGUCUUUGACAUCUCCAACGCCGACCGCCUGGGUUUCUCUGAGGUGGAGCUGGUGCAGAUGGUGGUGGACGGAGUCCGGCUGCUGGUGGACAUGGAGAAGAAGCUGGAGAAGGGAGAGGCCAUCGACAGCAUGAUUCCAGCCCAGAAGUAACUCAUCCUGGAACCAACGCCACCUCCUCCCUCCUCUCCUUUUGUUUUUGUGUAAUUUAAGGUGAAAAUAAAAACCUGUUGAAGCUGUA
Mugil cephalus (flathead mullet) is the source of this 1418-nucleotide messenger RNA. RefSeq names its product creatine kinase, brain a (gene ckba). Lineage: Eukaryota; Metazoa; Chordata; Actinopteri; Mugiliformes; Mugilidae. Gene Ontology annotation, biological process: phosphocreatine biosynthetic process. The record is from RefSeq and is a predicted model, not a curated record. The coding region runs from base 185 to 1330 and encodes 381 amino acids. Gene Ontology annotation, molecular function: creatine kinase activity. The transcript has 8 exons.